AUGUCGUUAAGUUACAUAGAGGUUGUAGACCCGGUGAGGGGUGGCAUCGCGGCGGAUCACGACGGUGGAGUCGGUGCAAAUACUGGUUGUGUUGUGUUGGUGUUGCAGAUGGAGAACACUUCAUAUUUUGCUGCAUCUGGACACAAGUUGGGUGCCUUUUUCUCUUUCAUUUUCAGAUUCCCUUAUUAUCCCUUUGGAGCCUCUGCAGUAUCCAAGGUAAUACUCCAAGACCUUGGGAACCGUGUACUCGUUGGUAAAGAUGAUGAACCAGUACGGCAGCUCAUUAGCAUGAUAAGCAACGACAACUACCAUGUGGUCCGACAAGCUUGUUCUUCUUUAUCCACACUUGCUGGUGAUGUUUCCGUGGCAAUGAAGUUAAUGAAAUGCGACAUCUUGCAACCCAUUGGAGCUGUUUUAAUGGUCUCUUCUGCCUCAGAAAAGUUGGUUUCAGUGCUGCAAGUUGUGGUCACAUUGGCUAUUAGAUCAGAUACCAUAGCUGAGAUGAUGCUAACCAAUGAUGUUCUUAGUUCAUUAAAAGUACUUUGCGUUCAUAAAAACCCAGAGGUGCAAAGGCUUGCUUUGUUAGCUGUUGGGAAUUUGGGAUUCUGUCCGGAGAAUCAUCAUGUACUUGUCGCUGUCGAAGGCUUGAGGGAACUUCUUGUGCAGCUGACGGCUACGCCCGAGCCACGAGUAAAUAAAGCUGCAGCUCGUGCUUUGGCAAUUCUUGGAGAGAAUGAGAGCUUGCGAUGCGCCAUUGGAGGGAGACAGAUACCAAAACGAGGCAUUCGCAUACUAUCGUUGGAUGGAGGUGGCAUGAAAGGUCUUGCAACUGUGCAGAUCCUUGAGGAGAUCGAGAACAGAACUGGAAAACGAAUGCAUGAGCUAUUUGACCUUAUAUGUGGGACGUCAACCGGUGGCAUUUACGCUGCUGCACUUAGUAUUAAGUCGAUGAGCGCGUACCGAUUGGAAGAAAUAUACAAAAAUUUCGGAAAAGUCGUUUUCUCCGAACCUGUGCCGAAGGAUAACAAUUCUGCAACUUGGAAAGAAAAGUUGGACCAACUUUACAAAAGCUCAUCACAAAGUUUCAGAGUUGUUGCAAAAGGAUCCAAACACAAUCCAGAUAAGUUAGAGAGGUUGUUAAAGGACUUGUGUGCCGAUGAGGAUGGUGAUGACCGACUAAUCGAGUCUGCUGUGAAGGACAUUCCAAAAGUCUGUCUCAUCUCGACUUUAGUGAGUGUUAUGCCCGCUCAGCCCUUCGUAUUCCGUAAUUAUCAGUACCCCGUGGGAACGCCGAAGGCACCUUGUGUGACAUCUGAAAGUUCAGGAACCAGCUCGGGUUAGCCGACAUCUGAAAGUUCAGGAACCACCGCUCGGGUUAGCCACAAACAAAGUGGUCUUAUCGGAAGCUGUAAAUACCAACUAUGGCAAGCUAUAAGAGCAUCUUGUGCUGCCCCAUAUUAUCUAGAUGAUUUCUCAGAUGAUGUAUACCGGUGGCGAGAUGGUGGUUUAAUGGCGAAUAAUCCGACAAUCAUUUCAAUGAGAGAAGCACUUCUUCUAUGGCCUGAUACUAAAAUUGACUGUUUAGUUUCCGUUGGUUCUGGUUCCGUACCUACUAAGGCACGAAAAGGCGGUUGGCGAUAUCUAGAUGCAGGGCAAGUGCUGAUUGAGAGCGCAUGCUCGGUGGACCGAGUCGAGGAAACACUGAAUACAUUGUUGCCUAUGCACCCCAAGAUCCGUUACUUUCGGUUCAAUCCAGUGGAUGAACGUUGUGACAUGAAGCUGGACGAGACUGAUCCAGCAGUUUGGCAGAAGUUGGAAGCUGCUACAAAAGAUUACAUUGAAAAUAAUUCGGAAUACUUUAAUAUAGCAUGUGAAACACUGGUUCAAGCCUCUGCAAAUAGUGAUACUGAGAAAUAAAAAAACACUUUAUCUUUGUCUGGUCGGAUCAGUACAAGAUGAUGGAACUAUCUUAUUAUGUUGUCUCUUUUGAAUUUACAAUAAAUAUACUCGACAGCUCCUUCAAUUA
Molecule: messenger RNA, 2026 nt
Organism: Gossypium raimondii (Peruvian cotton)
Lineage: Eukaryota; Viridiplantae; Streptophyta; Magnoliopsida; Malvales; Malvaceae
Product: phospholipase A I
Biological process (GO): fatty acid metabolic process
Cellular component (GO): membrane
Molecular function (GO): glycerophospholipase activity
Source: RefSeq, a predicted model, not a curated record